This is a messenger RNA of Paramacrobiotus metropolitanus, 1492 nucleotides long. RefSeq lists its product as uncharacterized. NCBI's taxonomy places the organism in Eukaryota, Metazoa, Tardigrada, Eutardigrada, Parachela, Macrobiotidae. The transcript has 4 exons. The coding region runs from base 1 to 1257 and encodes 418 amino acids. The record is from RefSeq and is a predicted model, not a curated record.
AUGAGCGCCAUGAUAGCUCCCAUCCAGACAGACCAAAACAAUCCCGGCGUUCCUCAAACGAAACCGUCUAGUCCCGUGGUUAUUCCCAAGUAUCUGUGGCGAAUUUUCCAGUUUAUUGGACUGUUGCCGGUUUCCUAUCGUCGACCCACGGAACCUUGUCUUAAUCCUCAUAAUAACUGUUUUCUCGUGCUGUCUUCGCUGCUUUUGCUGUGCCUCAUUUUGGCGUACUCAGUUAUACGAAUUGGAGAUUAUGUUGCUCUGUACCUCGAUCAGCUGAAGGAUCUGGAGUUUUUCACGUUGAUAAGCUGCAUUUGCUUCAUAUCAUCACAACUGCAGGUGCCAUGGAUUUUCAUGCUUAUGUACAUAAAAGCCAAGUAUCUUCCAAAUUUAUUAUGCAAACUACACAAACCGCUUCUCUGGUAUGACAACAACAAAGCACGGCGGCCGUUGUGGUCGGUGAUUGCAGCACUGUUAGCUCUGCUGUGGGUCAUCGUGACCUUCAUCGCACCGGUAUUCCACCUAGGCCAGGUCAUCCGGCAGAACAUCAUUUACGAAUGGUACAAUGAUCUCAACGAUACCUGGAGCACUCCUGAAACGAAGUUCUUUAACCUGAUCGCCGCUCCGUCCUGGCUGUGGCUGGCCGUGGAAAUCAUCCAUAAAGGGGUCAUUCUGGGCGUGACCAACGGCAGCCAGAUGUUGACGUUCUUGGUGGUGCUGGCCAUUGGGAAAGGCUUUCGUGAUCAGUGUCGUCUGUUGAAGAAUAACACGGUUAAUGAUCGCAAACCGGGAUUGGAGACGUGGGUGUUCUGCCGGCGUAAUACAGCGGCAUUACUGGAUAUCGUUUAUAAAACGAACGACAUCUUUGGCUGGACGAACCUGGUUGUCUGCAUGCAGGAUCUGCUGAAUCUCAUACACUAUGUCGCGCUCAUGCUGCAGGAGAUGAUUCGCGAGCAGACACAGGAUGAAGAUACGUUCGAAGAUCAGAGGUUUGAGAAGAAAAUAAUUGAGAUACAAAACGUGGACCCACUGAUCAUGUCCGUUGUCAAUUUGGUACUACGGUUUGCGGUGUGCAGUUAUUGCAAUGAGCAGGGACAAAAGUUGGGCUUCCUGGCGCAACAGUGCACGCUGCAGUCUGAUGAUGUGAAAAUACAGAUGAAUGCCAGAAGAUCGUCACCGCGGUGUCCCGCAAUGGGAGUACGACGAUUUCUGCCGGUGGAUUUGCACAGAUUACAAAGGAAUAUUUGGCUGCGUUGGUAGGAUUGUUUCUGACAUAUUUCAUUCUGAUCUAUCAAGCUCGCGAUUCCAAGCAAGAGAUGAGGAAACUCCAAGACGGAAUCAAGAGUGACAUCAAAGGGCAGAUUUCGAAGUUUUCUAGACAAUCCAGUACAUGACAUCAUUUCUGCUUGAAUACUGCAAACUGCUCGUGGCACGGCAAAACCGUUUAUCUCGUUUCGUUUUCUAUAGAGUAAUCAAAAGUCAGGAAAUAGCAAAC